AUGAUCUCUGGCGCGAAGAUUCAGCCGUUGGAGUCUGAGACAAAAGCCGGCGUCCCCCUUGACACAUCCUCUCGCGGCUCAGCAGGCACAGAUCGGAGCAUCGAUCAGGCGCGCAUCGAUCCCCUUGGCGGAGCAGGGAAGUAUCAGAACCCGCUUCCACAUGCCGACAGCCAGGGCGUUGUCGGCCGUGACGAGACCAUCCAGGGCGCCAAGAUCGAGCCGCUCGAGGGCAAGAAAGACGAGGCGCAAGGGAAGGGACCGGGCCUAGACGAUGAGAAUGUUGAUGCAUCGAGGAUUGAUCCGUUGGGGGAGGUGAGGGAGGAAACGAAGCCGCAAGCGUGA
Molecule: messenger RNA, 342 nt
Organism: Coniosporium apollinis CBS 100218
Lineage: Eukaryota; Fungi; Ascomycota; Dothideomycetes
Exons: 2
Coding region: 1-342 (113 amino acids)
Source: RefSeq, a predicted model, not a curated record